Messenger RNA from Choloepus didactylus (southern two-toed sloth), 1837 nucleotides. RefSeq names its product F-box and leucine rich repeat protein 6 (gene FBXL6). Gene Ontology annotation, molecular function: protein binding. The record is from RefSeq and is a predicted model, not a curated record. Lineage: Eukaryota; Metazoa; Chordata; Mammalia; Pilosa; Megalonychidae. Gene Ontology annotation, biological process: SCF-dependent proteasomal ubiquitin-dependent protein catabolic process. The transcript is spliced from 8 exons. Gene Ontology annotation, cellular component: SCF ubiquitin ligase complex. The coding region runs from base 7 to 1566 and encodes 519 amino acids.
GCGGCCAUGGCUCCCGGGGCGGCCCGGCGGGCGCGGCGGAGGCCCCGGGGCGCGCUGGCGGCCGGGGCGCGGGCCCGCUCGGCCGAGGACUGGUGGUGGGAGCGGCUGGCGCCGAGCGGCUCCGGGUACCACCUGCUGCCGGCGGACAGCAUGCUGCUGGUGCUGCCCGGCCCGGGCCCCGCGCGCACCGCCGCCGCCAAGCCCAAGGCCAGGCCCCGGGCCGAGCCUGAGCCCCAACCCGGGCCCGACCCGGGCUGGGGCGACCGUCUCCCCUUGGAAAUCCUGGUGCACAUUUUCGGGCUGCUGGUGGGGGCCGAUGGGCCCGUGCCCUUCCUCGGCAGGGCUGCCCGCGUGUGCCGCCGCUGGCACGAGGCCGCUUCCCAGCCGGUGCUCUGGCACACAGUGACCCUGUCGCCCCCGCUGGGUGGCCGCCCUGCCAAGAGCGGAGCCAAGGCCGAGAAGAAGCUCCUUGCUUCCUUGGAGUGGCUUAUGCCCAAUCGGUUCUCCCAGCUGCAGAGGCUGACCCUCAUCCACUGGAAGUCCCAGGUACACCCCAUGUUGAAGCUGGUUGCCGAGUGCUGUCCUCGGCUCGCCUUCCUCAAGCUUUCCGACUGCCAUGGUGUGAAUGCUGACACCCUUGCCACGCUGGCCCAGGCCUGCCCCCAGCUCCACAGCCUGGAUCUGCAGCACUCCACGGUGGAGUCCACAGCUGUGGUGAGCUUCUUGGAGGAGGCAGGCCCACGAAUGCGCAAGCUGUGGCUGACCUACAGCUCCCAGACAACAGCCAUCCUGGGUGCACUGCUGGGCAGCUGCUGCCCCCAGCUCCAGGUCCUGGAGGUGGGCACUGGCCUCAGCUGCAACACCACGCCCCUCCAGCUGCCUGUCGAGGCCCUGCAGAAAGGCUGCCCCCAGCUGCAGGUGCUGCGGCUACUGAACCUGAUGUGGCUGCCCAAGCCUUCCGGGCGAGGAGCGGCCCCCGGCCCAGGCUUCCCCAGCCUGGAGGAGCUCUGUCUCGCCAGCUCUGCCUGUAACUUCGUGAGCAAUGAGGUGCUGGGCCGCCUGCUCCACAGCUCCCCCAAACUGCGCCUGCUGGAUCUCCGCGGCUGUGCCCGCAUCACACCCGCCGGCCUUUGCAAUCUGCCCUGUCAGGAGCUUGAGCAGCUGCACCUGGGCCUGUACAGCAUGUCAGACCGGCUGAUUCUAGCCAAGGAGGGCAGCCCCCUGUUGACCCAGAAGUGGCACCGCACCCUGUGGGAACUGGACUUGAGUGGCCAGGGCUUCAGUGAGAAGGAUCUGGAGCAGGCUCUAGCUGCUUUCUCAGGUGCCCCCGGGGGCUCCCACCCUGCCCUGUGCUCCCUCAACCUCAGAGGCACCCAGGUCACACCGAGCACAGUCAGGUCAGCACCCCCGCCCCAGUCCCUUGGAACCGGUAUGGCUUGCCACCCACCCUGUCCGCCUGGGGCUCCAAGGUGUGUCCUGCCCGGCUCACUGCCCCCAGUGGUCAACAAGGGGACUGCACACUGGCCAAGCCCCUGUUUGGGGCCAGCCCUCACUUGGAGCUCCUAGGCUCCAGGGACUCCAGGGUUACUGGCCUUGGGCCUUGAUGGCUGUGGGUGGCAGAGAGGGCUCUGCCGGGGCCUGGGUCUGCAGGGGACAGCAGCUCAACUCCCACGGGCCUGCUCUGCCCCCACAGCUCAGUGAUCAGCAGCUGCCCGGGCCUGGCAUACCUCAACCUGGAGUCCUGCCGCCACCUUCCCCGGGGCCUGAAGCGGGCCUACCGGGGCCAGGAGGAGGUCCAGUGGUGCCUGGAGCAGCUGCUCGCCAGCCCCCCCUCCCC